CACCGCACGCACUGCAGCGAUAGCUUUUCUCAAGCUCGCCUCAAGUUCUAAUUUAGUGCUAGUCGAAUUACCAUCGCCUGCUCCGCAGCAGCAACCGUGAAGUGUACCAACCAACCAACCAGCUACCCCUACUUCUUGGCGGACGUGAGACUGUGAGAAUUGUGUAAGUGCGCACUAAAACGGAAACGGAAGUGCCACUACCUGCUACUAGAAGAACACUUACUACCUAACUACUAUUCAAUUGCGCCACGUGGCAUCUGGUGAAAGUGCAACAAUUUCCGACCGCAUUGCGACUGCAAUUUCCGAGGAGUACACGCAGUACACCAAGAUUGGAAUUGAGGUUUACCCCGCGGGGAAAAGGGAAAGGGUGACAUUAGGAGGUGCUGUUCCGGGCCGGCCCAGAAAGUGACAUGUGCCUUUGCCCACCAUUUUGAGUGGAGUGUACCGUUUGUUUGGUGGAGCCGAUUUUUAGUAGCCACCGUGCCACCGUGCUGUGCGUGUGCGUGCGUGCGUGUGUGUGUGUGCGUUGGCCUAGAUGCCAAUAGUGUUACCAGCGUGGUGUGCCUUUCGGUGUGCGCGAUCGUGUGUGUGAAUCUCCUGUGCGUGUGUGCGUGGUUUAAGGUACCAGGCACCAGGCACCAGGCGAGCGAGCGACCAGCGAUUCUAGUGUUUGCCCCCCCAGAAGUGGUCCUCUAGUGUGGUGUGCGGUCGACUUCAAGAGUCGACUGACGCGAUAGGCUUGAUGUACCGCAAGAGUGGUGCAUCAUCGCGCCCGCUACGACGUUGCGCACUGUGCAGUGACAGGAGACGAGUGAUGACGAGUGCAGCAGCAACAGCAGCAGCAGCAGCAACAGACGGGGCCAGCAGUAGCAGUAGCAGUAGCAGUGGUCAGCUACAACCGAUGCAGAUACCGCUGAUGAUGAUGAUGGCCACGGCCGAGGGCAGAAUGCAAUCAACAGUCGUGCGAAUCGGCCGUGCGCCAUCAUCAGCAGUAGUGGUGGAGCUGCCAGCGAAAGUAACCGCCGCGGAACCGCUAGUGUCGAGCGCGCUAGAUGCAACCAACACCAUCGUUACCAACGGUAGCAACAGUCCAGUAGACACCAGUAGCCUCACCAACCGAGCUACCGAGUGUCCACAGCUUACAGUGCGUGUUCGCGAGUGGCCACGGUCCGGCACGGAGAUGCAACAGCCCGGAACGCACCGAUUACGGUACGGUGCCAACAUCAGCAGCACCAGCAACAUUCCCAGUGACCGCCUGGCGGCUUCCGGUAGUAAACGGUGGCGGGUGCGGCUGCAGCAGCAGCAGCGGACGGUGUUACUGUUGGCCUUGCUGGCGCUGCUGCACCUUCUGCCGGCCGUCCAGUCGUGUGGUCCGGGCCGUGGUAUCGGUGGACCGCGCCGUACCCGGAAGCUGCUGCCCCUAGUCUUCAAGCAGCACGUCCCGAACGUCAGCGAAAACUCGCUGUCCGCGUCCGGCAUGCAGGAGGGACCGAUCUCGCGCAACGACAGCAAAUUCCGGAACCUCGAAACCAACUACAACAAGGACAUCAUCUUCAAGGACGAGGAGGGUACGGGUGCCGAUCGGGUGAUGACACAGCGCUGCAAGGAGAAGCUCAACAUACUGGCCGUCUCGGUGAUGAACCAGUGGCCCGGGCUGCGGCUUCUCGUGACCGAGGGCUGGGACGAGGAUCAUAUGCAUGCGCCCGAAUCGCUACACUACGAGGGCCGCGCCGUCGACAUCAUGACGUCGGACAAGGACCGCUCGAAGAUCGGUAUGCUGGCCCGGCUCGCCGUUGAAGCCGGCUUCGAUUGGGUGUUUUACGAAAGUCGCAACCACAUCCACUGCUCCGUCAAAUCCGAUUCGUCCCAAUCGAACCAUGCGAGCGGAUGCUUCACCGGCGACAGCACCGUCCUGACGGAAUCGGGCACCCGAAGGCGACUGAGCGAACUGCGGAUCGGUGAGAAGGUGCAGGCCAUCGAUGCAACCGGCAACACGGUCUUCAGUGAGGUGAUGAUGUUCAUGGAUCGGGACACGCACCAGCGGCGCGAGUUCGUCACGAUCGAGGCCGAAGGUGGAGCGAUGCUCAAGGUAACACCGGCCCAUCUCGUGAUGGUCUGGCGGAAGGAACACUCCGAGACGCGCUUCGUCUUCGCUGACCGUGUCCGGGAAGGGGAUCACGUUCUGGUGCACCAAGCCGGUACCGCACGUCACACCGAGGGGCCAGUGCUCGAACCACGGCGCGUACACCGAAUAUCGGCCAUGCUGGCGGAUGGUGUGUAUGCACCGUUGACGCGCGAAGGCACGAUCGUCGUCGAUACGAUCGCUGCAUCCUGUUACGCGCUGAUCGAUAGCCAGACGGUGGCGCAUCUGAGCUUUCUGCCGUACCGGAUGGUCGAGAAGCUGUGGUCACUGUUCGAACGGGCCAGUGCCACCGACAGCCUCAGUUUGCCACGUCACGAGGGCAUCCACUGGUACGCCAAGUCGCUCUACACCAUCAAGGACUACCUGGUGCCACCGAGCUGGCUCUAUCACUAGCACCCCCUCACGCAGCCAACUGUUCAACUGUAAAAAACAAAACAAAACAAAACAACAAAUUGUACAUUCAUUCAUGGGACCCGGGAUCCCAAUCCGAGGAGAAGGAGAAGAAUUAUAUUAAAUUAUUUAUCCGACCACCCCGACCCGAAGGAGCUGCAACAUCUGCGGAGCGCACGUUUCCGCAGCGCAGUAUAUGUGCCUGUACACUAGCAGCGAGUACACUAGCACAAGUAAGUUCCCCCCUCUCCCGCGGUCUGCUUAGCAAUCGUGUUUGGAAUGUUUGUGAAACGCUCCGACAGGAUUUUUAGGGUUUUCAAAACAUCGUUGAUGAGUGUUUGUAUCAAAGAUUGGCCACCACGCCACCUCCUGGACUCGUGGACCUGGAAGACGAUAUAGGAGGUGUCAUAGAAAGUAGUUGUAGACGGAAAACGGGGACAAGAUAACACCCGGGAGCAUCAGAACGGUAGAUAGAACGGUAUGGUGUAUCGGGAGCAUAAUUUAUUAUCUUAUGUUGUACGGAGCUGAGCGCGAAGAUGGGGGGAGGAGGCCAGACUAUGUAACAUAACAGAACGAAGUAGUUAUAGUGACGCAAACGUGUAACGCGUCAGCAAAGCGUUGCACAGUGGAACAGUGGAGUAGGGAUUGCAAGCGAUUGUUAAAUUAUUAAUACUUCAUUUUUUAACUCUCUCUCUCUCUCUCUUUCUCUGUAAGCAGAAUGUUUUCUUUGGCCAGUGAUCAAGCGAGUAGGGAGCGAGCGAACGAGCGUUUCUCGCGCUUAAUGCGUUGAAGCGUGUCUGUAUUCAAAUCUGUAUCUGUCUCUCCAUUUUGUGGAUGCUUUUCUCUGACAAACAGUGGAAACACACGCACGCAGCGAUGCGUCAGUAGUAAUGCGGUUAGUAGAAGUAGUAGUAGAAGAAGUUAGCGUACUUGGAUGAAGGAUGAAGCGUAUUUAUUCACUAAGCGGACAAUUUAUGACGAUAACCGUAAACAAAAUUUGCGUCUAGUGCCGGCAAAUGUCGCUAAGCAAACGAGAACCCGUGAUAUAAUUUUAGACACUGCUGUACCGACAUUGUUCCAGACGGUGUAGUGACCGGUGGUGGUGGUUCACUGCAAUGUGCAGCUUGAUACUCUUCUCGAUUGGCGUGUGCCAAGUAAACGCGUUCGAACGGCAUUCAGUCUAUUUCAUUGACUCGGAGAGGCGCCGACUAGGCGCGCUACGAAGGUGCGAUUGGCUAUCCGUGUGGCCAUAGCUAGGUGACGGAGGGUGGCCCAAAAAUCGAUCAAUUCAUCGUGCUGCUCGGAGGGCAGGGAGCAUGUCGCGCAUUACGGAGACCGUUCCCAAUCUGCCAAAAGAAUCGGACGGAACCAGAUGGUAGGAGCAUCUAUUGCAUAUAGUACAGGAAAUAAGCUAAAUAAAAUAUUAUAAAUCUUCUG
Molecule: messenger RNA, 3970 nt
Organism: Anopheles darlingi
Lineage: Eukaryota; Metazoa; Arthropoda; Insecta; Diptera; Culicidae
Gene: hh
Product: protein hedgehog
Exons: 3
Coding region: 743-2536 (597 amino acids)
Biological process (GO): protein autoprocessing; smoothened signaling pathway; cell fate specification
Molecular function (GO): calcium ion binding; patched binding
Source: RefSeq, a predicted model, not a curated record